Messenger RNA from Saccostrea cuccullata (small rock oyster), 1804 nucleotides. RefSeq lists its product as uncharacterized. NCBI's taxonomy places the organism in Eukaryota, Metazoa, Mollusca, Bivalvia, Ostreida, Ostreidae. The record is from RefSeq and is a predicted model, not a curated record. Gene Ontology annotation, biological process: protein monoubiquitination. Gene Ontology annotation, molecular function: zinc ion binding; ubiquitin protein ligase activity. The coding region runs from base 56 to 1609 and encodes 517 amino acids. The transcript has 2 exons.
UUCAAAGAAAACUGACAGCCUUAUGUGAUCAUCUGAGGUGACAAUAAAAACUAGAAUGAAAAAAGGCGUAACAAAACAACGUGAAGUUAAGAAGUGUUCUCAAUGUCAGGGUAAGCCAGAAUUUUACUGCAAAACCUGUAUACAAAAUCUUUGUGCUACCUGUGAGGGAAAACAUGUUAUAGAUCUUGACACAAAAUACCACGAUGUAGUAGCUUACCGUGCCAAGGCUGGUGACUUUAUUAUACCAGAAAAAUGUGAGAUACAUCCACACAAAAUCUAUAAAAGCUGGUGCCAUUCAUGUGAACAACCAAUACGUAUAACAUGCAGAGGACAUCAAAAUCAUAAAAUGCUCGAUAUACGUUUAGUCUAUAAAACAUCUAGACAAAAAUACAGAGAAAAAAUUAUUCAUAUAAAAAGUGAUUUACUACCAUAUGAUAAAGUUAUCAUGGACUGGCUCAAAACUUGUGUUAAUGCAGAUAUAGAAACUCUUAAAGUAGAUGUCUCAAGUAGCAAGCAAAGCAUUAUAGAGAAAGCUCAAAGAUUAAAAGAUCGAAUGGACGCAAAUCUCUCAAAAAGCGUUAUUAGAAUAGAUAAUUAUAUAAAAUGUAUAAUGGAACAACGAAAGGAACAAACAAUAAAAAAAAUCAUUUCUAUCAUUCAGAAGUAUGAACACACGUACGAACUUUCGGCAAACAUGCCAGUGCAAUUCCUUCUAUCUUUUAAGAAAAUCUCUAUUCCAAACAGACUGGAGAUUAAGGAUUCCUUUGCCAUUAUUUUUCACGAGAAAAUAAAAACUUUGGAUGUGAAUGAAUUUUUGUUCAAUUGCAAAGUCGUGGAGAGACAGAAGAGAAGAGUAGAAAGUGGACAAAUGCUUCAGUUAAUGUCAAAACCGGUACUACAAAAAUAUGUCCCGUUAAAAAAAUUACCUUGUGCUUGUCAUAUUUCAUGUGUAACAUCUGAGAAAGUUUGGGUUAGUUUCAACAACAAUAUUAUGUUGAUAAACAUAGAAGGAGACAUAUUAUGUCACGUAAUUGAUGUCAUAGAUACUUUUACAUAUGGAGUACACUGCGUGAACAAGGAUGAUGAUAUGAUUUAUAUAGACAGAAAUCAUUGCAUAUCCGUGAUAUCUUCCGACCACACCUCAAGAGAUAUACUGGUUAGAAAACCAGAAUUAUGGACACCGCUUUGUAUUUACAGCUCUCCAUUUACAGGGGAUUUGCUUGUUGGCAUGGGAACUGGAUAUGAGGAAAAAAGUCUCAAAUAUACCAAUACAAAAGUUAGUCGGUAUAAUACAUUAGGACAUAAUAUUCAGACCAUCCAGUACAACGAUACAGGUGAAAAUUUGUAUUACCAUCCUACCUACAUAACAGAAAAUGGAAACAGGGAUAUUGUGAUGUCAGAUUUUUGGUGCAUAGUGGUAACAGACCAUAAUGGAAGACACCGAUUUACAUAUACCGGACAUCCAUCUUUACCAGUAGACAAAUUUACUCCCUAUGGAAUCUGCACAGACGCGCUUCUUAACAUUUUGGUGUGUGACCUUCAUCAUACGGCUGUUCAUUUGAUUGAUAAAGACGGCCAAUUUCUGUCUUACCUACUCUCAGAAGAAUAAAAAUCGUGUAAACCAACAAGUAUAGCCUAUGAUCACAAAACUCACCGCCUCUGGUAUGGCCUAUUGGACAACCCAUCCCCUCUUCGUUUAUACAGAUAUAUAACGAGAAAGAGUUCUGCAACAGAUUGAGAAAUACCGACAGAUUAUAAACAUUGCCGAGGAAUACGUAUAACUUUAAUUGAUGUCUCAACAGCU